Molecule: messenger RNA, 1059 nt
Organism: Penicillium subrubescens
Lineage: Eukaryota; Fungi; Ascomycota; Eurotiomycetes; Eurotiales; Aspergillaceae
Product: ATP-dependent Clp protease proteolytic subunit
Exons: 5
Coding region: 77-895 (272 amino acids)
Biological process (GO): protein quality control for misfolded or incompletely synthesized proteins
Cellular component (GO): endopeptidase Clp complex
Molecular function (GO): serine-type endopeptidase activity; ATPase binding; ATP-dependent peptidase activity
Source: RefSeq, a predicted model, not a curated record
ACUGUUUCGUCCUUCCACGACCUCCUACAAAAGCACUCUCGUGGGAAGUGCCGCACACGCUGAACUACAAUUGAAAAUGAGGCCCACAUUAAGCCUUCAGCGACUAGGACGGUCAGUCCCUCGCUGUUCCAUUUCGCGUGUCCAGUCCGCGCUUGGCUCGAGGCCCUUUUCGAGCUCAAUACCUUCGUUUGAUCGCAUGCCCCCGCGGGGAUGGACACCCACGCCCUUUGUGACGGAGACAGUGGGAGGUGGCUGGCACACCUAUGAUAUAUUUUCAAGGCUUCUCAAGGUUCAACAGGAGCGCAUCAUCUGUCUCAAUGGCGAAGUCGACGAGACCAUGUCCGCCUCAAUCGUCGCCCAACUCCUCUUCCUCGAAGCCGACAACCCCCAGAAACCCAUCCACCUAUACAUCAAUUCCCCCGGUGGCUCAGUAACAGCAGGCCUCGCAAUCUACGACACAAUGACCUACAUCGCCUCCCCGGUCAGCACAAUCUGCGUCGGCCAAGCCGCCUCAAUGGGCUCCCUCCUACUCUGCGGCGGCCAACCCGGAAAACGAUACUGUCUCCCACACAGCUCGAUCAUGAUCCACCAGCCCUCGGGCGGUUACUUCGGGCAAGCGACCGAUAUCGCGAUCCAUGCGAAGGAGAUUCUGCGUGUGCGCGCACAACUCAACCAGAUAUAUCAGCGCCAUUUGACGGGUAAGAAGCAGUUGUCGCUGGAUGAGAUUGAGAAGUUGAUGGAGCGGGAUUACUUUAUGGGGGCUGCGGAGGCGUUGGAGUUGGGAAUUGUGGACGAGAUUUUGGAUCGGAGGGUUCUGAGUCAGGAGAAGGGGGUGAAGGGGAAGGAAGCCGCCGGCUGUGUAAGGGUUGUGUUGUGUGAAGGUGUUGGGAGAUAGGGAUUGGGAGGUUGAUGGCUAUAAGGAUAUGGUUUAUGCUUCUCACUGUCGUUGGGGGAUAUAUGGGAAGCAUUUCCAUGUUUGAGUUGCUCGAUCUGUAUUAUUAUCAUGACCAUUGCUACUUUUUAUAUGCAGACUCAUCUUCUCUACUGCUCGGAGAUAGA